AUGAGCUCUGUAAUAAGAAAAGUCGCCUUGGUCGGGGGAUCUGGAAGAUUAGGCCCUUACCUUCUGAAAGCACUUCACAGCGACCCCGCAUUUGACGUAACAGUCAUCACCCGAACGAAUUCCACGGCUACAUUUCCAGAGGGCACCAAGCUCAUCAAAGUCGCAGACGGUUAUCCCGAUGACGAGAUCGUGAAAGCGUUCAAAGGCCAAGAUGCUGUGAUAUUAUCUCUCGGGUAUCAAGGUGGUCAACAUCAUGCAGCGCUAGCAGAGGCAUCGAAAAAAGCUGGUGUCAAGCGACUGAUCACUGGUUGGGGUGGGAAUGUUGCCAACCAAGAAGCCAUGGAAAUCUUCCCCAUCGGAAAGAAAGUUGCUGAGGAUAUCAAGGCUUUGGAGGCCAUGGAAUCUCCGGAGUGGAGUUGGACUGCUAUAUGCUGCGGUUUGUUCUUUGACUUUUGUUUGGAAGUAGGAUUCUUUGGUAUCGACGCACUCACGAAAACCGCGACAAUCUGGGAUGACGGAGAACAAAAGUUCUCAGUCACGGCCCGACCGACUAUCGGUCUUGCUGUCACCAAAGUCCUAGCUCAUCCAAAGGAAACUGCCAAUAGACGAGUCUACAUCUCGUCAUUCCAAUGCUCCUUGAAUGAAAUCCUCGAUGGAUACAAGACAAUCACCAGUUCCGAGGGUUGGAAUAUCACCAAGGUAACGUCUGAGGAGAUGGUGGCCAACGCAACGGAAAACGUAAAGAAAGGAGAAAAUGUCAUGUAUUCGAUUGGCAGAUUGGGUCUUGCGACUGCAGUCAAACCUGGUCUACAGGCUGACUUUGCGGCGGAAGGGAUCCUAGAUAAUCAGAUGUUGGGUCUUGAAACGAAUGAGAGUUCUCACGAGAUCAUUGCGAAGGUCUUGAAAGCUUAG
Molecule: messenger RNA, 912 nt
Organism: Glarea lozoyensis ATCC 20868
Lineage: Eukaryota; Fungi; Ascomycota; Leotiomycetes; Helotiales; Helotiaceae
Product: NAD(P)-binding Rossmann-fold containing protein
Exons: 3
Coding region: 1-912 (303 amino acids)
Molecular function (GO): oxidoreductase activity
Source: RefSeq, a predicted model, not a curated record